AUGGAAAACAUGUCCGAGGAAACCCACGGCGAAAUGACGGAUCCACAGCACGUCCACCUAAGGUAAGGAGAAAAAACGGUUCAAGGGGUCCCUGUGUGAAGGUGUUUCUAUAAAACCGCGCCUCAACCUUUUUCUUUAACGGUUCAAGGUUUCUUUCUGCUCCUUUUCAUUCACAUGAAAAUUUUUCCUUGUUUGUAUUGAAUGUGUCAUAUACUAACAGACUGAAAUAAAGUAUGUACACAGCGCCCUAACUUUAUUGAAAUGAAGUCAUGUGUUUGGAGGUUAAGGCUCUGUUUGUGUAGAUACCAACAGUUUGGGUCGGGUCAGAACUGCUGACAUUCAUACAGCUCAUUCAGACGACUCAGAGAAUGAGAGUAUUUGGAAUUUUCCAAUAUUUAUCAUGUCUCAGAUUUGUGCACAUCAGUUUGUGAAUGACAGAUAUUGUAUAGAAAGACUUAGCUUUCAGACCCUUUACAACAAGAUCUUCAGUGCUUCUCAUCUUUUUCUUUUAGCUUCCCAUCUGAAAGCUCUGUGGAGGAAAUGGCUCAAGACAGACCAGAUCAAGAUGAGACAGAGAAAACAGAGAUUGAUAACAGCAUCAUACAGAGACUUCAAGACAGACCAGAUCAAGAUGAGACAGAGAAAACGGAGAUUGAUAACCGCAUCAUACAGAGACUUCAAUCUGGCUGGAUAGGCACUCUUCAUGUCGUUUUCCUGGUGCUGCUUUUAGUCCUAAUCACUGUCAUUGUUGGCCUGAGCAUCAAUGUUAAGCAGUUACAGAAAGAAAGGAGUCAGCUGAGACAGCUUCUAGAAUCAACACACAUGGGACUGAACCACACCAUGGAAGUAAAUCAAAAAGUGAGCCAGAGUCUGAACUUCACUGUGGAAGAAAAUCAAAAACUGAGGCUGAGUCUGAACUACACCAUGGAGGAGAAUCUGAACCUGAGCCUGAGUCUGAACAACACCAUGGAAGAAAAUCAGAAAUUGAGCAGAAGACUAAACUACACCAUGGAAGAAAAUCAGAAAUUGAGCCUGAGUCUGAACUACACCAUGGAAGAGAAUCUGAACCUGAGCCUGAGUCUGAACAACAUCAUGGAAGAAAAUCAAAAACUCAGGCUGUGUCUGAACUACACCAUGGAAGAGAAUCUGAACCUGAGCCUGAGUCUGAACAACACCAUGGAAGAAAAUCAGAAAUUGAGCAGAAGACUAAACUACACCAUGGAAGAUAAUCAGAAAUUGAGCCUGAGUCUGAACUACACCAUGGAAGAUAAUCUGAAACUGAGCCGAAGACUAAACCACACCAAGGAAGAAAAUCAAAAACUGAGCCUGAGUCUGAGCUACUCCAUGGAAGAAAAUCAGAGACUGAGCCGAAGACUAAACCAACACCAUGGAAGAAAAUCAAAAAUUGAGCAGAAGAGUCUGAACUUCACCGUGGAAGAAAAUCAAAAACUGAGGCUGAGUCUGAACUACACCAUGGAGAAAUCUGAACCUGAGCCUGACUGA
Xyrichtys novacula (pearly razorfish) is the source of this 1503-nucleotide messenger RNA. Lineage: Eukaryota; Metazoa; Chordata; Actinopteri; Labriformes; Labridae. The record is from the annotation of a GenBank genome assembly.